UUUUUUAUUGACACUUUCUCCUAAGUGCUACUAAUAUAUACUAAUAAAUAAUAAUACUAGUCUAUGAUUUUGUCAUGUGUAUAGUAUAGUACAGUAUAUAGUAGUACUCCUCCAAGUUUGUUUUACAUUUUUCUUACUGAUUCAAACAUGAAACUUGGGAUUUGAUUGUGACCACUGAUUAUCCUCACUCACCAAUGAAUCUAUCUACUGCUCUACCUUAGUACGGAUGUAUGUAUUCACCACUUCUAUGUUGUUUAUGUCAUGUCUUCACCAUAUAUAACUUUUUUGCUCAAAUAGUUUCUCACUGCGUUAAAAACAACAGUGUUGAUUCGAUUCGAUUCGAUUCCCUCUCCAUAAAAACCUCUCUCCUUUCACUGUUCUAGAGAUAUAUUCACAUGCCUCAACAACUUCUUCUUUUCUUAUUUAAUCACUUUCUCUUUCUCUCACAUACUCAAAAGCUAUUAUUAUGUCUAACUCAAUGACCCAUCAAAAUCAGUUUGAGAACCAAGAUUUACUAGGUAGUGGUGGUUAUGUUUCAUCUUCUUCUUCUUUAAGGAACAACAAUGCUUAUUCUCAAACAUUCCAUCACAAUAUUGAACAGCUAUCACAAGGUUCUGAAAUGAGUCAUACAAGACAUUUGAUGGAUCUGCUUGGUGCAGCAAACGACAACAACAAUCAUCAAACUCAUCAACAAGGUUUAUCACUUUCUCUAGGCUCUCACAUGCUUGUUGUUCCUACUUCUGAUGAAUACAGAAACCGUUCCUUGAAUCAAGGUCUUAUGAUUAACCCAACAUACUUCAUGUCUGCUCAAGAACAGACACGUGAUCAACCUGUGGUGGAGAAUAAUAAUAAUAAUAAUAAUCUUACAAGUGAUUAUUUUUAUGGAAGUUUUGGUUCAGGUGGUUCUUCUAAUAACUCAUUGUUGAACCGUUCUACUUCUACUUCUUAUGGAAAUGAGAGUUUUGGUUCUGUUAUUGGAAACUCUAGAUAUCUUAAACCGGUUCAGUCGCUUCUUGAAGAUCUUGUUGAUGUUGGUGGAAAUGUGAUUGAUAGAAUGAAUGAAAAGUAUGCUGAGAAACUGUUUCAUGCAAGUAGAACUGGUGCUAGAACACUUUCUUCUGAGCUUAAAGCUGAGUUGAGGAUUCAUGGACAUUUGUUGGCUGAUAAACAUGAACAUCAAGUCAAAAUUGCCAAGCUCAUUUCUUUGUUGGAUGAGGUUGAGAGUAGAUAUGAGAAAUAUUAUCAUCAAAUGGAAGAAGUGGUGUCAUCUUUUGAAAUGAUAGCAGGUUUAGGAGCUGCUAAAUGUUACACUGCUUUGGCACUUCAAGCAAUGUCUAGACAUUUUUGUAGCUUAAGAGAUGCAAUAAUGUCACAAAUAAAUGUUGAGAAAAGAAAACUGUUUCAAGAUGUACCAAAAAUCAACAAUGGAUUAUCUCAACUUAGUUUAUUUGAGAGAGAAAACAAUAGUAACAACAGACAGAAUAGAAUGUCUCUUCAACAACUUGGAAUCAUUCAGAAUCAAAGACAAGUUUGGAGACCUAUUAGAGGCUUACCUGAAACCUCUGUUGCAAUUCUUCGUGCUUGGUUGUUUGAGCAUUUUCUUCAUCCGUAUCCUAAUGAUUCUGAGAAAUUAAUGCUGGCUUCGCAAACCGGUUUAACUAAAAACCAAGUGUCAAAUUGGUUCAUAAAUGCGAGGGUAAGGUUAUGGAAACCAAUGAUAGAAGAAAUGUACAAAGAAGAGUUUGGAGACUCAUCUGAAGACUCCAAUCCACAAGCUAACAAUUACAUGUCAAGAGAAGAUGCAACAGACUGUGUGGAGGAUUAGGAAUUAGUUUAAUUUAAUUAAAGCUUCUGAAGAUAAAAAAGAAUUUUGUUGGAAAUAUUAGUACUUAUGUAACAUUGACAAGAUGGGGCAAUAUGUUUUUGAGGUGAAUUUAUAGUUUUUGAAAUUCAUGAGUAAUGAUGUUGGUUAGAUUAGUAACAAAGCAGACAUCAUUGUUUUGACCCUUCCUUGUAGUCAUGUCAUCAGCUUGAUACUACUACCAUGUACUGUUGAUAUGAAACAGAAAGGAAUGGAUAACAGAAUUGUUUUUCCAUUA
Molecule: messenger RNA, 2099 nt
Organism: Vicia villosa (hairy vetch)
Lineage: Eukaryota; Viridiplantae; Streptophyta; Magnoliopsida; Fabales; Fabaceae
Product: BEL1-like homeodomain protein 11
Exons: 4
Coding region: 467-1825 (452 amino acids)
Biological process (GO): regulation of transcription by RNA polymerase II
Molecular function (GO): DNA-binding transcription factor activity, RNA polymerase II-specific; RNA polymerase II cis-regulatory region sequence-specific DNA binding
Source: RefSeq, a predicted model, not a curated record